This is a messenger RNA of Thlaspi arvense, 765 nucleotides long. The record is from the annotation of a GenBank genome assembly. NCBI's taxonomy places the organism in Eukaryota, Viridiplantae, Streptophyta, Magnoliopsida, Brassicales, Brassicaceae.
AUGGCGGACGAAUUGGAGAAAUCUGUGCCUACAGAAGAUUCCUUGAUGGAGAAGAUCGCCGAGAAGAUCCACGAUCACGAUUCCUCGUCGUCGUCGUCCGAGUCCGAGCACGAGAAACCGGAGUCUCCGUCGGCUUUGAAGGCGAAGAUAUAUCGUUUGUUUGGGAGAGAGAAGCCUGUUCACAAGGUUCUCGGUGGUGGAUUGCCCGCUGAUGUGUUCUUGUGGAGGGACAAAAAACUCUCAGCCGCUGUUCUUGGCGUAGCGACUGCCAUAUGGGUUCUGUUUGAGCUGGUGGAGUAUCAUUUCUUGAGCCUUGUGUGUCACAUUUUGAUAUUCGCUCUCGCAGCCCUGUUUUUAUUGUCCAAUGCUCAUGCCUUCAUGAACAAGACUCCACCUAAAAUUCCUGAAAUCCAUAUUAAAGAGGAACAUUUCCUUUUGAUUGCUUCUGCACUGAGAAACGAGCUGAACCAGGCCUUCGUUAUCCUAAGGAGUAUCGCCUUAGGAAGGGACUUGAAGAAAUUUCUGAUGGUGGUUGUUGGGCUGUGGAUAAUCUCGGUUGUGGGAAACUGGUUCAAUUUCUUGACUCUUGUAUACAUCUGUUUUGUGGUGUUGCAUACAGUACCAAUGCUGUAUGAGAAACAUGAGGACAAGGUAGAUCCAGUGGCAGAAAGGACGUUGAAGGAGCUGAAAAAGCAUUACAUGGUUUUCGAUGAGAAAGUUCUUUCUAAGAUUCCAGUUGCUUCCCUCAAGGCAAAGUUGGGUUAA